Medioppia subpectinata is the source of this 357-nucleotide messenger RNA. Lineage: Eukaryota; Metazoa; Arthropoda; Arachnida; Sarcoptiformes; Oppiidae. The record is from the annotation of a GenBank genome assembly.
ACAGAGUCUGACAGUCAGACAGAUGUUCACACGAAGGCCUGUCGCGUAUGGCGUGACGUUCGCAACGCUAUUACGCCUCCCCUCGAGUCUAGUCGAGUCACUGCUUCGCGUUAUAAUGCGUACGCAUUGACCGACGCACAUAUAAUGCCAGUUCUCAAUCACUUUUAUGUCUCACCCAUUAUUGUGGGCACAAAAGCGGGGCUCAAAAGUAACGCGUUUUACGAAUGGACCGACAUUUCCAACGUUAGGGAGAGUCAAAGGAAACGAAAAACCGAUGAUUUGAAUGACGGCUCGAAUGAGAAGAGGAGUCGAGUGGAGGGCAGAGCCAAAGGCCAGUCGCCGGCCGUAUCGUCGCUA